Messenger RNA from Phascolarctos cinereus (koala), 3706 nucleotides. It is a transcript of the gene AHR, whose product is annotated as aryl hydrocarbon receptor. Gene Ontology annotation, molecular function: transcription cis-regulatory region binding; protein dimerization activity; nuclear receptor activity. Gene Ontology annotation, cellular component: aryl hydrocarbon receptor complex; nucleus. The record is from RefSeq and is a predicted model, not a curated record. NCBI's taxonomy places the organism in Eukaryota, Metazoa, Chordata, Mammalia, Diprotodontia, Phascolarctidae. Gene Ontology annotation, biological process: response to xenobiotic stimulus; xenobiotic metabolic process; regulation of transcription by RNA polymerase II.
CCCCCCGCUGCGCGCGCCCGCCGCCUCACCUGCGGCCGCGCUCCCGCCACCUGCGGCCGUCCGGAGUCCGCGCGCAGCCCGCACCCCGCGGGGCCCGCCGCCAUGAGCAGCGCGGGCGGCGCCCACAUCACCUACGCCAGCCGCAAGCGGAGGAAGCCGGUGCAGAAAACAGUAAAGCCAGCACCAUUGGAAGGAGUCAAGUCCAACCCGUCCAAGAGACACCGCGACCGGCUGAACACGGAGCUGGACCGGCUGGCCAGCCUGCUGCCCUUCCCCCAAGACGUCAUCUCCAAGCUGGACAAACUGUCCGUGCUCAGACUCAGCGUCAGCUACCUGAGAGCCAAGAGCUUCUUUGAUGUUGCACUAAAGUCUUCCCAGGCUGACCUAAAUGGAAGUCGAGAGAGCAGCAGAGGCCAACUCCAGGACAGCCUGCGCUUACAGGAAGGGGAGCUCCUGCUACAGGCACUCAGUGGCUUUGUGCUGGUGGUCACCACAGAUGCCCUGGUCUUUUACGCCUCUUCUACAAUCCAGGACUACCUGGGGUUCCAACAGUCUGACAUCAUCCAUCAGAGUGUGUUUGAGCUCAUCCACACUGAAGACAGAGCGGAAUUCCAGCGUCAGCUGCACUGGACAUUAAAGCCAGGCCAGGCUGCAGACUCAGCACCCCAAGGACAAGAAGGCCAUGGCCUGUCCCAGACCUCAGGCUUUUAUAACCCAGAGCAACUUCCUCCCGAAAACUCCCCUUUCUUGGAGAGAUGCUUUAUCUGCCGCCUCCGAUGUCUCUUGGAUAACUCAUCUGGCUUCUUGGCCAUGAACUUCCAAGGGCGGCUCAAGCUCCUUCAUGGCCAGAACAAGAAGGCCAAAGAUGGGAGUUCCCUGGCCCCUCAGCUGGCUCUGUUUGCAGUGGCCACGCCGUUGCAGCCUCCGUCCAUCCUAGAAAUCCGCACCAAGAACUUCAUCUUCAGAACGAAACACAAACUAGACUUCAGUCCUACAGGCUGUGAUGCCAAAGGAAGACUUAUUUUAGGGUACACCGAGGCGGAGCUGUGCACGAGAGGAUCUGGGUACCAGUUCAUCCACGCUGCUGAUAUGCUGUACUGUGCAGAUAAUCAUCUCCGGAUGAUUAAAACCGGAGAAAGUGGCAUGACAGUGUUUAGGCUUCUCACCAAGGAGAAUCGCUGGGUCUGGGUUCAGUCAAACGCACGUUUAAUAUAUAAGAACGGAAGACCAGACUACAUCAUUGCAACGCAAAGACCACUCACCGAUGAAGAAGGAACAGAACACUUACAGAAACGCCAUGUGAAGCUACCUUUCUCGUUUGCCACGGGAGAGGCUGUGUUGUACGAGGUCACCUUCUCCUUCCCUGCGCUGAUGGACCCCACGCUGGGGAGGACCAAAGGACCUGGGGCCAGGAAAGAUGACUCCGCCAGACACCCUCAGAGCCAAGACUCGUUUCACCCCGGCUCAGUGCUGGCUGCCAUGCUGCAGCAAGAUGAGUCUGUGUACCUGUGUCCCCCUGCACCUCACGCUGCGCCCCUGCAGAGGGACUUCGGCGCCGAGACAGCAGAGGACCUGAGCGGCAUCGUGAGUGGUGACUGGCAGGAGAGCCUCAUGCCCUUGGGGGGCGAGGACGUGCUGCAGCAGGAGCAGAUGCAGCUUUCUCACGAAGCUGGCUUAGAGCCCACAGGCCCCUUCCCCGAGAACAGAAACAGUGAACUGCACAGCAUCAUGAGAAGCCUGGGCAUCGACUUUGAAGAUGUCAGGCGCAUGCAGCAGGAUGAGUUUUUCAGAAUUGACUUUUCUGGUGGGGAUGACAUCCGAGACAUUGAUCUGACAGAUGAAAUCCUGACCUAUGUGCAGACUUCCCUGAACAAGUCCACCUUCUCCCAUUCAGGUCCCCAGCCCCAGCCUCUUCUGCAUCCCCAGGCUUCUCUGCAGCAGCAGCACCCUCUGCAAAUCCAGCCUCCUGUGCGUCCCCAGCCUCCUCUGCAGUCCCAGCCUCCCCUGCAGCAGCAGCCUCUUCUGCAUCCCCAGCCUCCCAUGCAGCAGCAGCCUCUUCUGCAGCCCCAGCCUCCCCUGCAACAGCAGCCUCUUCUGCAUCCCCAGCCUCCUCUGCAGCAGCAGCAGCCUCUUCUGCAGCCCCAGCCUCCCCUGCAACAGCAGUCUCUUCUGCAUCCCCAGCAUCCUCUGCAGCAGCAGCAUCCCCUGCAGCCCCAGCCUCUUCUGCAUUCCCAGCCUCCCCUGCAGCAGCAGCCUCCUCUGCAGUCCCCGCCUCUUCUGCAUCCCCAGCCUCCCCUGCAGCAGCAGCAUCCUCUGCAGCCCCAGCCUCCCCUGCAGCAGCUGCCUCAGGGGGCUCCUCACAUCCCCAGCUCCAGCUGCAUGGUCCAAGAACAGUUAGAGCAGCAGCGGCGACAGCAGCAACAGCAUCUUUGUCAGAAGAUGAAGCACCUGCAGGUGGGCGGGGUGUUGGCCAGCUGGAGGCCAGGCGACCCCGAGCCCUUCCCUUGUCCCCAGCCAGAGUCACAGUCCUAUGAUGUCUUUCCCGAUGCUGAGUUCCCGUACAAGUCUGAAUUCAGCACUCUGCCCUAUACCCAGGGCUUGCUGUCCUAUUCCCAGGCUCUGUUCUCCCAGCCGCCCACCCUGAGCCACUUAGACUUUCCCGUAGGAAGUUUUGAACAGCCACCAUACCCGAUGUCUCACUUAGGAGACUUUGCCAGCUGUUUACCGCAAACCCCAGAAAAUGCAGGGUAUGGGGGCCAUUCACAGCCCACCCUGUCCGCCCCUCCAUCGUGUUACGCGGGGGCUGUGUCGAUGUUUCAGUGCCAGCCUGAAGGCCAGGCCUCCAGCGAGGGUCCGAUGCACUAUAACCCCAUGGCCUCCAGUCAGAACACGUCGUUAGACAAGUUUCAGAACGGUUUAAAUGGAGACGUUUUAAAUGAAACCUACCCAGCUCAAUUAGACGGCCUGAACGACCCUCAGGCUGCUGCCUGUCUCCGCCAAGCAGAAGCCAGACCCUUCCCAGACUUACCAUCCAGUGGCUUCCUAUGAUGCCUGCCCCGGCCUGCUCACCCGGCCAGCUAGAUACUGCUUGUAAGGAUGGGGAGGAGCCUCAGGCAGGGGCACUGCCAGAAACAACCAAACCAGAAGAAGCAGCCAGCACUUACCCAUCCAGAACGAGGCUCUGCCCAGGCUGGCCCAUGGGGCAAGCGGCCCGAUGCACUGACUCAGGAAGCCCGUGGGAGCAUCCGUAGGCAGAGCUGGGAGGAGAUGCCCUCUCCUCCUCCCACGGGCCACAGCCCCGCGGGGCCCCAGGCCCUUCUCCUUCCAGCUCUGGCUGUAGCCGUGGCUCUCUGUGCCGUCAUCAGCUGCUCCUGAGCCAGGGUUUGGGCUGCGGGUGCCCAGCCUGGCGAGUCCUGCCCCGGCCCCAGUGGGUGCGUGCCUCCUCCGCGUCCACCCAAGUGCCUCUGGGAGCGCAGGGAUUUUUGAUAGUAAAGACCAUUUCCUUUUAAAUAAUGCAUGGAUUUCAUCCUCUCCCUGCUUCAUUCUGUCCUUUGGGCUUUCAGAAAGUAUACUCUCAGUCCAGCUCUAUUUUACCUGUGGUCGUCAUCCCUGCUUUUCUUCAGGUGAUAGAAGGUUGAACGAAGAUAUUUAUUUAAAAGAAAAUAAUUGAUUAUCUUGCUGUUUACUUUGAGGCUUUAAAUGUGUG